AUCUGUUCUUCCGAUACGAUUGACCGGUCGAAAGAUGGAGAGGCAUGUCAACCUGUUGCACAUGCAGGAUCCACGAGACAGCAGCAUCAACCACUUCGCGUGGAUAAAAAAUCUGUCCCGCCUCGUGAGCUCUCAACUCAGCAAGAAGAAGAACAAGAAAUUCUUCUUGUUGCGACCGCUGAACGAGUGUGCGGUAGAGCUGCCGAAAGAAGACGCGAAAUGGUUAACGUUCAGCAAACACGGUAACAAGGAACGUGUACCGUUCGUCGUGUACGCCGACCUGGAGUGCGUUCUAGAGAAGAUGGACCCGAAUCUGCCGGAAUCUCAACACCACAAGGUACACAGUAUCGGAUACUACGUGCACUGCUCGUACGACGACGCGCUAUCGAUGUAUCGGUGUCGUCGCGAUAAGGAUUGCGUCGCGUGGUUCGUCGAGGAACUCAAAGAAUUGGCGCACAAAGUAAAGUCCGCUCUGUCCGUUAACGUUCCGAUGAGAAAGACACCGCGUAAGACUAAGGAAGUUAGCAGCAAUGAUCGCGAAAGCGAAAGCGAAACGGUAACCAAUGUAGAUUCUCCGAGCAUAGACAACGCGAUUGCAAUAACGUCAGAGAAAAACGGGAUGACGCCGAGUAUUUCGAGUUAUACGCCAUUCUCACGUAGAGUAGCGAUCGAAGAAAAGCAAGACGCGAACCCUGAUACAAGCAUGACCGAAAACCGUGAGGAGACGCGAACAACGAGCGCGAGCGAGCUAGAUGCCGCAAUACUAAAUGCCUUGUUCGAAAAAAUUAAUGCUUUAGAAGCAAGAAUCGAGAAUAGUGUGAGCGUAGUACAGGAAAAAACAAAUACGGAACCAAAGUCGGUGGUAGGUAAUAUUGCCACAAAACAACGACAAGCUGACGAUGCCGUAGUUCUUGCGAAACGCGACACAGUACCGGAAAAUGAGUGGACGAUAAGAAUGCCUAGAGGAGGCUGGUUACAAAAUCCGUUUCAAGAUAUCACGUAUUCAGGUAAGCGUGAUAUCCAAAAUCCCAUUCGAUUCCUUCACAAAUUCGAGAAAACCGCGACGUAUGAACGAGUUUCAGACGCGGAUAAGCUUCACUUCUUUGCAAAAGCGAUGCGAGGAGCCGCUAGUCUUUGGUUUGAGUUAAAUCAACCGGAUACAUUCGAAGAAGCCGUAAAAUCGUUUAAAGAGAAUUUUUGGUCUGACAAGGAUCAGAACAAAUUUCGCGAGGAAUUAUAUACCACGAGAUACGCUUACAAAGCGGACAAUAAAGAAAACAUGUCCAUGGCGGACUAUGCACUGUCGUUAGCACGUCAAGCUAAAACGCUUGACCCACCGAUGUUAGAGUCGGAAAUAAUUAGAGAGUAA
This is a messenger RNA of Wasmannia auropunctata (little fire ant), 1369 nucleotides long. RefSeq lists its product as uncharacterized. Lineage: Eukaryota; Metazoa; Arthropoda; Insecta; Hymenoptera; Formicidae. The record is from RefSeq and is a predicted model, not a curated record. Bases 35 to 1369 code for a protein of 444 amino acids. The transcript is spliced from 4 exons.